GCAUUUGAUUCUUUUUCUUUUGUAACAAGUUCUCUUCAAGUAUUAAAGGAUUUUCCCGAGUGUUACGUACGGAAUUAUCUCUGAAAAAUAACUUGAAUAAAUUCCGAAUUUAUAAUAUCGAUUAAAUAUAUAGAAAAAAUAAAUACAAAAUGUUGAAGGCACCGAAAUUUUUGGCACAAUUUGCAGCUCAACGCCAAUUGGGUUUUGCAGCCGGGAACAAAACUCAACUUUCUAGUAUUUUCGAGAAUCGAUUAUCUGGAUUCACCAAUGGAGUCUUUGGACAAGUGCGGCAUAAGUCCGAUGAAGUCAAAGGCGCUGUUAUUGGAAUUGAUUUAGGAACAACGAACUCUUGCGUUGCUGUCAUGGAAGGCAAGCAAGCAAAAGUUAUCGAGAACUUGGAAGGAGCCAGAACAACACCUUCCCACGUUGCAUUCACCAAAGACGGAGAACGUUUGGUUGGCAUGCCAGCAAAACGUCAAGCUGUAACAAACUCUGCAAAUACAUUCUAUGCAACAAAACGUUUGAUUGGCAGACGCUUUGAUGAUCCAGAAAUCAAGAAAGAUUUAAAGAAUUUAUCAUACAAAGUGGUGAAAGCCUCAAACGGUGAUGCUUGGGUGCAGAGCUCUGAUGGCAAAGUAUAUUCACCUUCACAAAUUGGAGCUUUUGUUCUAGUCAAAAUGAAGGAAACCGCCGAAGCAUACUUGAAUACCACAGUUAAAAAUGCAGUUGUUACAGUUCCAGCUUAUUUCAACGAUUCUCAACGUCAAGCUACCAAAGAUGCUGGCCAAAUUUCCGGUUUGAAUGUCCUUCGUGUAAUUAACGAGCCAACAGCAGCUGCUUUGGCAUACGGCAUGGACAAAACAGAAGAUAAGAUUAUCGCUGUUUACGAUUUGGGUGGCGGAACUUUUGAUAUCUCCAUUUUGGAAAUUCAAAAGGGUGUCUUCGAAGUGAAGUCAACAAAUGGUGACACACUCCUUGGUGGUGAAGAUUUCGAUAAUGUCAUCGUCAACUUUUUGGUAGCUGAGUUCAAGAAAGACAGUGGCAUUGAUAUCACCAAGGACUCUAUUGCAAUGCAACGUCUUAAGGAAGCAGCUGAAAAAGCAAAGAUCGAAUUGUCUUCAUCCCAACAAACAGACAUCAAUUUGCCAUAUCUUACAAUGGAUAAAUCUGGACCUCAACACAUGAAUUUGAAAAUGAGCCGUUCCAAAUUAGAAUCUUUGGUAGGAGAUCUCAUUAAGAGGACCAUCCAGCCAUGUCAAAAGGCUUUAACCGAUGCUGAGGUAUCCAAGUCAGAAAUUGGUGAAGUCUUGCUUGUCGGUGGUAUGACAAGAAUGCCAAAGGUACAAUCAACAGUCCAAGAUAUAUUCGGACGCCAGCCUUCCCGUGCAGUGAAUCCCGAUGAGGCUGUGGCAGUAGGUGCUGCAGUUCAAGGUGGUGUUUUAGCUGGAGACGUAACAGAUGUACUCUUAUUGGACGUCACCCCUCUGUCACUUGGUAUUGAAACACUUGGUGGAGUCUUUACAAGAUUGAUUACCAGAAACACCACAAUCCCAACCAAAAAAUCACAAGUCUUUUCCACCGCCGCUGAUGGACAAACACAAGUAGAAAUCAAAGUGCACCAGGGUGAACGUGAAAUGGCAUCAGAUAAUAAGCUUCUAGGAGCCUUCACUUUAGUCGGCAUUCCUCCAGCACCACGUGGUGUUCCACAGAUUGAAGUUGUGUUUGACAUUGAUGCAAACGGUAUUGUACAUGUGUCAGCACGAGACAAGGGAACCGGAAAGGAACAACAAAUUGUCAUUCAAUCAAGCGGUGGUCUUAGCAAGGACGAAAUUGAAAACAUGAUUAAGAAGGCUGAAGAGUAUGCAGCUACAGACAAACAAAAGAGAGAAAUGAUUGAGCUGGUUAAUCAAGGAGAAAGUAUCGUCCAUGAUACCGAAACAAAAAUGGAAGAAUUCAAGAGCCAAUUGCCUGCUGAAGAAUGUGAAAAACUUAAGAAGGAAAUCAACGAUUUAAGAACUCUAUUGGCAAACAAAGAUUCCGCAGAUCCAGAGGAAGUACGAAAGGCAACAAGUCAACUCCAACAAUCAUCUUUGAAACUCUUCGAAAUGGCAUACAAAAAGAUGGCUGCUGAACGUGAAGGUGCUUCAAGUAGCAGCAGUAGCGAGGAGAAGCCAUCCGAAGAACAGAAAAAAGAAGAUAAGAACUAAUUGGUAUUUCCGAGGAGAUACGGGCUAUAAUUUCCAUUGUAUUUGCCCAACAAUUAGUGCAACAGUUUUGAUUUUUUCAACAGUGAAUUGUUGAAUUACACUUCGUAUUUACUUUUAUGUAGAUUAAGUUCUCAAGGCGCAUAAAUUUACCGUAGAGAAAGUUCAGCUGAUGGACGAAGAAGUUUUAUUUAUCCUACUGAAACUUCAGAAAGCACGCACAUUGUGUCUGCUAUGCCUUCAAUUGAACAUCUUUUAGUAAAUAAUAUAAUGUGAGCUACUUACUGUUGGAUUCCUCAAAACUGUUGCUUCGUCAUACACCUUUCGACUUCUUUUUUUUUUU
This is a messenger RNA of Episyrphus balteatus (marmalade hoverfly), 2547 nucleotides long. RefSeq names its product heat shock 70 kDa protein cognate 5 (gene Hsc70-5). Lineage: Eukaryota; Metazoa; Arthropoda; Insecta; Diptera; Syrphidae. The transcript has 6 exons. Bases 150 to 2207 code for a protein of 685 amino acids. Gene Ontology annotation, cellular component: cytoplasm; mitochondrion. The record is from RefSeq and is a predicted model, not a curated record. Gene Ontology annotation, biological process: protein refolding; cellular response to unfolded protein. Gene Ontology annotation, molecular function: ATP-dependent protein folding chaperone; ATP binding; misfolded protein binding.